Messenger RNA from Erinaceus europaeus (western European hedgehog), 1007 nucleotides. RefSeq names its product isopentenyl-diphosphate delta-isomerase 2-like. Gene Ontology annotation, biological process: isopentenyl diphosphate biosynthetic process; isoprenoid biosynthetic process. Gene Ontology annotation, cellular component: cytoplasm. The record is from RefSeq and is a predicted model, not a curated record. The transcript is spliced from 5 exons. Gene Ontology annotation, molecular function: isopentenyl-diphosphate delta-isomerase activity. NCBI's taxonomy places the organism in Eukaryota, Metazoa, Chordata, Mammalia, Eulipotyphla, Erinaceidae. The coding region runs from base 38 to 796 and encodes 252 amino acids.
AAUUUUUACCAGAGUACUUACUGCACAGCUCUGGCUUAUGGUGUUGCUGAGAAUUGAACCUGGGACCUCAGAAUCUCAGUGCAGACCAGCGAUGGCGGCAGCCACCACGACCCAGGCCCCAGCUGAGCUGAGCUGGGUGGACGAGCGCCAGCGGCAGCGCCUGAACGAGAUGCUCAUCGUGGUGGACAGGGACAACCGGGUCCUGGGAGCCGACACCAAGCGCAAUUGCCACCUGAACGAGAACAUCGACAGAGGGCUGCUGCACCGGGCCUUCAGCGUGGUCCUGUUCAACACGGACAACAGAUUCCUGAUACAGCAGAGGGCUGACACCAAGGUCACCUUUCCAGGGUAUUUCAGUGAAUCCUGCUCCAGCCACCCCCUGAACAUCCCGGAAGAACUGGAAGAGAAAGAUGCCCUGGGGGCAAGGCGUGCAGCUGUGAGGAGAAUGAAGGCUGAGCUGGGGAUCCCCCCUGAGCAGAUCUCGCCAGAGGACGUGAUGUUCAUGACCACCUUCCACCACAAGGCCCGGUUUGACAGCGUCUGGGGAGAACAUGAAAUCUGCCACCUUCUGCUGGUGCGCAAGAACGUGAGCAUCCAGCCAGACAUCAACGAGGUCAAGAGCUUCCGCUAUGUCAGCAGGGAGGAGCUAGAGGAGCUGCUGCAGCAGGGGGAGCACGGGGAGGUCAAGGUGGCCCCCUGGCUCAGGACCAUCACCCAGCUCUUUCUGUCCCAGUGGUGGCCUCACCUGGACCAGUUGGACCGCUUUGUGGAGCCUCACAAGAUCCACAGAGUGUGAGCUUCCGGGAGUGUCUGCCACCCGUGACACCCCUGCCCCUACCUUGGCCUCUGCUCUGCCUGCUGCCCUGACUGCACCCCUGCCCUGCCCCUCCUCACGGUGGGUUCAGGGAAGUCACACAUGUGCCCCCAGCUUUGCUUCCACCCACUCUGCUCUCUGCACCUGCAGUUUGUGAUCUGGUGAUGAAUAAACCCAGCCUUGCAACAACAAA